AUGUCGGCUUGUCCUUCUCCUCGCAUCUUCCUGUUUUGCGGUGAAGGGGCUCACAGCGCGGAGACGGACAUUGCUUGCCUGAAAUUGUCCAGAUCGUGGCCUGCUGUAGAGGAUGCUCUUCAGCAAUUGGGAUUGUCCAAUGCGGAAGCUUUCUUGCAGCAAAACCUUGGAAAGCACUGUGCGCCCACAUCUCCUGUGGUAUCCGUGGUGCUUAACAUGCUCAACGCAGACCUGUGGCAGCAGUGGGGAGAAGUGCCUUCGGUGGUCGUGGGUCACUCCGUGGGUGAAGUCGCUGCUGCCUAUGCCGCUGGCAUCUUCACAGCAGGGCAGGCCAUCAGCUGCGCUUAUCAUCUUGGUUUGGCCAUGUUGGAGAUGAAGGGAACGAUGCUCCACACGGAAAUGCAACGAAAAUGUUUGCCAACUGAGGAUGGGUUCCAGUUGGCAGCGGUGAACUAUGUGAUCAAGAGAGGAGCCACUGAGGAGGAGGAUUUGCUCAGCGUGACCCUUUGUAGCCUUGGUUCUGCUGAGGAGUACUUAGCCAAGGAUUCGAAAGCCACACUUCUGAAACCGGAGCAUGCUUGGCAUCACCGGGCAUGCAAGCUGCCAGACUCCCUGACGCUUCCUCACGGCCAACGUUCUUCCAGGAUCUUCAUCUCUGCAGUCACAGGGACUCAACUGGAGGAACUACCGGAAGAUCACUGGCAGCGCUGGUGCAACUCCCCUGUGAAUUUUGAAAAAGCUCUGGAGAAAGCAAAGGGGAUGCUUCAAGGAGCAUCUCCGGUAGUGCUGGAGAUGGGGCCGCAUCCAGUCCUUUACCAAGCUGCCAAGGCGAGCUUCGAGGACCUGGCGUGGACCUACGCGUGUUCCAUGCGUCGUGGCGAGAAAACGGGCCACGUGUUGCGCCGCUCCCGGGCCAUGCUGCGCUCCAACGAGACGUUGCGCUCCCAGCUGCAGGAGAUGGUGAGUCAGCAGCAGCUUCAGCUACAUGCCGACUUUGAGAUCAGCUUUGAAGAUCAAGGCAUCGGGUCACAACAUUUGGUCUCAUUGGCUCAGCAACUGGAGAAGUUCUUCCCCAUGUUGGCAGCUUACGAUUUCUACCGUUUCAACUCCUUGGAGAAACUCAUCCAACAUUGGGACACGGUUGACACCGAUGGUCACAUCGGAUGGUCUCACACAGCUACAGCGCUGGACAUUUUGGGUUGUGGGCUGCGCUUGCCUGCAGGAGUGGCUUCUCCAGGUGCCUUUUGGUCCUUGCUGGAAAAAGAUGACCAGAGCAGUGCUUUCAGAUCCAAGCUGCCAGGGAUCACUGCUGCCUUUCUGCACUUCGAUCAAGUGGCGGCUGCUGUGGAUGGUGUAGAAGGUGCAGAGGCAGCUGCCAUGGAUCCCCAGCACGCCUUUGCCCUCCAAUUGGCAGCUGAGAUGUUCCAAGACGUCGAAGCGACCCCCGCAGGGCCGGAGAUCUUGAAGCUUUUACGAGAAGCUCGGGAGCGGGUCGGCGUCUACAUCGGUGCCUGGCAAGAGGUGGCACCAUCGACGGGUGGGACCUCGGCCUAUCAGACGAUUGGUACUUCCUUGAGUGCUUUGGCCGCACGGGUGGCCAAUGCUUAUGACUUGCAGGGCCCAGCCAUGACGAUCAACACGGCAUGUUCCUCUGCAUUGGUCGCAGUGCAUGAAGCAUUGAAAGAUGCCAAGAUUGGACGGAUUGACUUUGCGAUUGUUGGUGGAGUCAACUUGUUCGGUGAAGAUCUACAGCUUUUCCACCAGCUGCGCCGAGCGAUGAUGUUAAGUCCUUCCGGCAGAUGCCACACCUUCUCGGCCGAGGCCGAUGGCUAUGUGCGUGGAGAAGGUGGAGUGCUCUUCCUUUUGGCUCGAGAGGACUUGCGCCUUCCUUCUUGUGGACGCAUUUUGGGCUCGGCAGUGACCCAGAACUCCAGGCGUCGGCCUUUGUCGUCCGUGGAUCCUUUCGCCCAAGAGCAUGCCAUUCGCUUGGCCUGCGCCGACGCCCGGCUCAGUCCCUCGGAGCUCUCCGCCGUGGAGCUGCACGGCACCGGAACGCCCUUGGGCGACCCCGUCGAAGUCUCGGCCUUGGCCAGGACACUUGGAGACUCCACGUGUUGGAUGACCGCAGCCAAGAUGCACGUGGGACACUUGGAGUCUGCUGCCGGUGCUGUUGGCUUGCUGAAAGCAAUGCUGAUGUGCCAACAUCGCAGGGUACCGGCCUUUAAGAUCGGCAGGCUGAACCCGCAGGUGAUGGCUGCCAUGGAGGGCUCCUGUCUCAAGCUGGGAGAGGAAGGUGUUCUCAUGGAGGAUGCCAAGGUGGGUAUUUCCAGUUUCGGCUUUGCUGGCAGCAAUGCACACGUGGUCAUCACAGCUCCGAGAGAAGGUGCGAACCGCCCACCGUACGAGGCACGCACAGAGGAGCGUCAGAGCGGUAGCGGCAGCGAAGCGGUACCGAAGCAGGUUGUGAUUUCACAUGAAGCAGGUUGUGAGGAUUUCUCAGCACCGAGUGGUGUUCCAGCUGAAGAUUUCACCAGACCUUUGCCCAACGCUGGAUCAUCGGAAACUACGACUAAGAACCAAGGCGACAUGCACGAUGAGCAUGUGGAGGAUGUGGCGAUGAUAAACCGCUUAAGGUUCGUCAGCAGCGCUGUCCUGUCCAUCGUGGGAGGCGAUGGAUCUGUGGAUGUAGAUGCAGAUUUACAUGAGUUGGGACUGGAUUCCUUGGGUUUGGCUGAAUUGCUUGGCUUGUUGGAGGACAAAUUUGGUCCUGGCUGCAUUGGAGUGGAGAAAAUCAUGGAUCAACCGACAUGUCGCGCCAUCGCCAGCAAGUUGGACUCUGUUCAGCUUGAAACUGUCCAUUUGCCCGAUCUGCCCGUGCCGCCUGUCGUGCCACCUGUGGCACCUGUGAGGGUACCUGUGGCACCUGUGGUACCUGUGGUGCAAGCGAAGAAGACCGGCAUUGAGCAGCGCGUGAUGUCCAGUGACGACCACGGUGACGACGGUGACGACGGUCAGUGGAUUCGGACGACCCAUGUGGGCUCACUUCCUCGGCCAGAUAAGUCUGGAAAUCCGAUUGAUUUGGUAAUUCUUCAACAAACAGAAAUCGACCUGGACGUCAUCAAUGAUGGCGAGUGGGGUCGGGAGAACUACAUCUCUGACGUGAUCAAUCGUGUGUCAGGUCUGAAUGGUGGUGACAUGGGGCCAGCUUCAGCAGCCUUAGCAGCUUCAGCAGCUUGCUGCAACAAACAUGCCAUGCCACUUGCAGCUGAUAUGCUGGAUGUGCCGCUGUACGCUCAACGCUUCUCAGGAGGUAAUGGGUUGAUCACCUUGAACCCCAAGCGAGAGGCUGUCAGUGGCUUGGCAUGUGUGGCCCAUCCCAAGUACAUCGCUCCAGAAAUCCCCAACUUGAAGGCCUUCGUGACUGCAGUGGCUGCAGCGGGCAAAUCGGUCUUGGAUUGCUUCCACUCAGUGCCCUCUCCCGGAACAAUGGCACUCUUUUGCCGGGACCUGGUUUUCAACGAUCACAAGGCGUAUGUUAUGGCACUGGCAGAUGCCCUUGCUGAGGAGUACCAGCUCAUUGCCCAGCAUGGCCUCCUGCUUCAGGUGGACUGUCCUGACCUGGCCAUGGGUCGUCAUACCAAGUGGUCUCAGUUGAGCCACGAGGACUUCAUGGACGUGGCCCGUUGUAACGUGGAGGCCUUGAAUCGAGCAUUGAGAAAUGUCCCAAUACAUCAAAUCCGUGUGCACGUGUGCUGGGGCAACUAUGCUGGACCACAUCAUCAGGAUAUGCCUGCAGAGCACUUGUGGCCGUUGCUUGGGGAGGUGAAGGCCAAGUACUUGUUACUGGAGGGUGCAAAUGGACGUCAUCGAGCAGAUGUGCAGUGUUUUGAGUCGGCGGUGAAAAAGGGCUACUUCAAGAGCCACCAGGUCAUCGUUCCCGGGCUGAUUGACACCACCACGGCACGGGUCGAAGAUCCACGUCUCAUCGCGGAGGAUUUGCUGCGCUACGUCCGUGCCGCCGGGCAUCCGAAGCAUGUGAUGGCCUCCACCGACUGCGGCUUCGCAUCCACGGCACGGUCCACGGCCAUCACUGCGGACUUAGCUUGGAUGAAGCUCCGCAGCUUGGUUGCCGGGGCUCAGCUUGCCACUCGCCGUUUCUUGGAACUGCGCUCGCCGGUGCUGUGCCGUUCCCUUACGCUGGAGAGCACACCCUUUCGGGCUGCGAUUUUCACUGCAGAGGAGCCCGUUGCAAUGGACUGCGCCUCCCAGCUUCGUGCAGCGCUGGAGGAUGUCGCCGGAGCCACGUGGUGUCCGGCGCUGCACUUCACCAAGCUGGAAGAGGCCAAAGAAGCGCUGCAGUGGAUCGUGGAUGUGCCGUUGGCCUUCAUCUCGUUGGGCGAUGGUUUGUCCUUGGCACAAGGUGUCCACACAUGGCUCAACGACCCGAUGAGUGGCGUGGUCUCUCGACGAGCUGAGACCUGGUGCAGCUUCGAGGUGGAAGAGUUCUCGAAGAGAAACCUCAAAGACAUGGCCAAUGAGGUAUGCCUGAAAGCCUUGGCUCAGACGACCUUCGACAAGCGCUGCCUGGUACUUCCGUCGCAGUCAGUCCCAAGCACGGUGGACGUGGUUGUGGUGGGUGCCGGGUUGCUUGGCAUGCUCACGGCGCAACGGUGUACAUCAGCUGGCUUCAGUGUGGCAGUGCUGGAGCAGCGUCCGGUGAUUGGAGGAAUUUGGUCCAUGUAUGCCAACAGCACCUCACAGGUGAACAGCUCAGAAGGUGGCUACUGCAUUAAGGAUCUUCUCCAAGAGGAGGAGGAUGGCAGUCAUGACAACCGCGACCACAGCACUGCUGCAGAAGUUCUGAAAGACUUGGCCAAGCUAGGUGAUCAAUUGAAACAGCACAUCUUCACUUCUGUAAAGGUCAUGAAGAUUCUGGGCGAACAGGGCAGCUACACGGUGCUCUUCGAAAACGAAUUGGCGCAAGGUGCUGGGAUCGUUCAGUGCCGUGGUGUGGUGCUGUGCGUCAACGACCGUGUUGGGUUACCGAGACCACUGGAUGUGCCUGGGAAAGAGAGCUUCCAGGGAGUGGUAGCUGAUGGCACAUCAGAUUCACUGGCAGGCGUAGAUUGGUGUGGCAAGCGAGUCGUCAUUGCUGGAAUGGGCGCAUUUGCUGUGGAGAAUGUGCGUACCGCCCUAGAAAGAGGCGCAGCAGAGGUCGUCGUGGUGGCCCGUCGUCAUGGCACCAUUUGUCCCAAGGCCAUUGACUAUUUGAACUUUGUGAAACCAUGGGAUGAGAAGUACAAGCAUGACACGCAGACCAAUGUGAAACAGUUCUUGCGGUGGAAGCAGCUCUACGAAGCAUCUGGCUGUCAAGUGCCUGAAUGUUGGCCUAAGCAGGUGAAACAUGACGGCCACACCAUUUCAGUGAGCGACAUUUGGUUCAUUGCCCAUCACAUGAAGAAGCUGACCACCAAGACAGGUACGAUCAAUCGCAUUGAGAAAGAGGGCGUGGUGUUGUCGAGUGGAGACUUCAUGGCAUGUGACGUGGUGGUGGGCUGUAUUGGCUUCGAACGAUCCAACACACUGUGCGAAUGGCUCACGGGGCGCAAGGAGGUGAAGACCACAAACUAUUUGGAUCAGCACAUGAUGUACUUGGCCGACGCAGAGAUCGACGAAGGUGCAUUCAACUCCUUCUUCGGCUCUUCGGUCUUGGAGUAUGGCAAGUUCUUCACCAAUGUCUUCGUGGAGGGCCUCAAGCGGCCAGACGUCUUGGCUCAGCAGCUUUGGGGCGAGCACACCACAUCGGUGCCGAUUUCACAGAGGAAGUGGAAUCAGUACAUUGCUUCUGCCAUGAAACUCAUUGACGCAGAUGAUCAGAUUGCUCAACAUGCUCAACAACAGGUCGACAUGCGCACGAAGCAUUUCUACCGCACAAUGCCUCCCAAGAGUUUUGUGGCCGUGAACCGCCGGGAAUGGGAGGAGUUGCAUCAACGGCUUAACGGAGGGGAGCCUGCCGCGCCUGAUGGUGCCACUGACCCUGAGUGGGCAGUCCUCCCAGAUAAACGGGAAGGAAAGUGGCGGCUCCUCAAGCUCGGAACAACGGCUUCCAAUAGCCGAUGCAGCAUUGGGGACGAUGAGAAGCACAAAGGCCGUCAUUUUGCACCGCUCCACAAAAUCUACUUUUAUGACGCGUGGCGGGUCAACCCGAUCUCAGAUUUGAUGCAGCCCAUGAAUUCAGACGAGGAAGGUGCCGUGUCUGACGGUGCAGACCUCAAAGUCCUCGAGGCAUCCGAAAUCACGCCGGGCGCCACAGUGGCGACCAGCCUAUCUUUGCCAGAUGUCAAGAUGACUCCCAGGCUUCUGGAAACUGAGGUUGAAGCAGAAUUGCUGCAGACUGCUCCAACAGAUCCAGCCAUGCCGGAUGAAGGCCUGGUUCAAGCGUUGCUGGCGUGUGCGGUGGCGGGCUUCCUCUUCAUCACUCUUGUGUAUCGUGCACCCCAUGCCAAGGCCCCGACCACCGCCCCGACGACCCCGGCGAAAAGCGCCAUUGCUGCGCCGCCGCCGCGGCCGCGGCCGACCAAGCGGACGACGCCAGUGCCGGAGCCGGAGCCACCGGUGACGCUGGAGGAAGAUGCUGCGCGGGUGAAACGAGCCGAUCGGCUGGCGCCGUUGCGCUUGGAGCUGUCGCUGUGCGGGAACUUUGCAGAGCAGCGACUCCAGCUGACCAGUGCUUUGUUGGCUGGGCUUCUGCUGGGUGCUCAGGUGGUUUUGCCGUCCCAGAUGGCUAGUGGACGUGUGACAUUCGGCGAGCUAUUUGACACUGAAAUCCUGUUGCACUUGGUGCCUGUGGCCUAUACCAGAUACUGGUGUGUCAGGAGGAACUGGACAGCUCAUUCCGUCUGGUGUGGACAAGACUGGCUUCCUGGCGUUUUGACGCGUGAGGUGGUGGAGGAGUUAGAAGCUGAAAACAAGGCGCCGCAGGCCCCCUGGGCGAAGAUGGCGCUGCCAAAGGACCGAACGGCCGCAGACUUGCCGAGACUGGGUGAGGAGUUGUGGAGGAGGCUUUUGCCCAAGGGGCUGCCGGAGGAUGGAACGCUGAAGACCAGCAGUGCCAUGCUCCUGAAGGUUGACUGCAACUUCUAUCAGCAGGUCAAUAUCAGCGAGCCAGAUAGUGCUUUUAGGUUCUUCUGGGAGAUCUCGGACGCGUUGGUCCCUGCGGAGAAUAUUUAUGAGAUUGUGGAAGCCACGAAGAGGAACAUCUUCAAGGGCUAUGCCCUCCAAGCGGAGAAGAAGUCCAAGUUAUUGGGCUACCAAAAUACCGAGGAGGUGAGCUUUGGCAUGUUGGAGUUGACGAACGAGGAGUGCUCAGAGCCCUGCGUUGACGUAGGCAAUGUGCUGCUCUCCGAGGGUGUCUCGCCCUUCAUGCCGAUCUACGUGACCGGGGCCGCGCUGUUGUCCUCGGCCUCAGCCAGGAGGCUGGUGCUGGACAAGGUCUAUACAGUGGUCACCAAGCAGAUGCUGGAGCUCCGCGUCGCCUCGCGUGCGGAGGAGCUUGUGGAGGCGAUCGACUUCAUCCUGGCCAAGCACGCCAGCAUGUUCUCCGGGCCCUCGGGAUCUAUCUCCUCCUCCUUGGCGACCUUGACCCGUCUCCAGCUGGGCCGUCCCGCCUUUCACUACGAUGGAGGAACGACGCUUCUGGAAUUUCAAGAGAUUUUGAGACCAAAGAAGUCUACAACUCUGCCCGUUUUUCGAUACCCAAUCAAAUGGGUGUUUUCCCUUGCCGCACGUGCCAAGAUUUCCUCCGCCUGGAACAUGAGCCUGGCUGCAGUCAGAAGUUCGGCGGUCCAUGGGGAUGCUGUGGUUCCGGUGUGCCUCACUGACGCAGAGCCAGAGAGUGUGAUGGUGAAAGCAUUGAUCCAGUUGGGUGUGCGGGUCUUGCAUCAUUUGCCUUCUUGGGCAGACACUGCUUCUGCUGUGUGGAGGCAAUGGAAGAGCAAGUCGGAGCGGAAGUGGAAAUUCACGUUUCCCGAGUUCGACGAUUUGAAGGGCGCAUGCAUGCGCUUGGAUGUUCCAGUGGUAGGGAUCCUGGACCCCUUGGUGCUCUACACCGAUGUGGACAUUCUCUUCCACGAGCGGCUUGAGUGGCCGAAGAUCCUGGGACUGACGGAGCAUGGUGACCGAGAUCAGGAGGCCUUGCAUGCCUUGGCGCACAGUACGGAGUACGGUACCUUCACUCACCCCAGUGGCGGCAUACCGGAGUUCUUCAGCAUGGCUACGGAACUCAUCCAGAGCUACAAUGUGGAGAAGACCGACACGGGCGUGAUGCUCAUGAAUCUGCGAAACUUGCAGAAGACCUAUGUCAACUUCACUCAGUUCCUCUUCAACCGGAAGAAAGCAUGGGAUUAUGUGCCCUCCGAUCCCUGCAACUACAAGGCCUUCUAUCGCAGCAACAAAGGCAAGCUGCUUUCUGGGUCUCUUCCCUUCGCCAUGAGUUGGAAGCCCUGGUGGGAGGUGAGCAGCGACGUUCUCAUUACACACUUCCAUGGUCCCAAAUGCGAUUCGGAUAUUUUGCCCUAUGUCUACGAAGGGAUGGUCCGUUUUGAGCCCUUUCGCUCGUUCUUGGAGAAGUGCUCGAAAGAGAAGCAGUGUCAGAAGCUCUGUCAAUAUUACCAAUCUUACCUGCACUCGGUCUAUCGGAGCUUGCGGAAAGCUCAUUUGGUCCUUUCAUGA
Molecule: messenger RNA, 8730 nt
Organism: Durusdinium trenchii
Lineage: Eukaryota; Dinophyceae; Suessiales; Symbiodiniaceae
Source: the annotation of a GenBank genome assembly